This is a messenger RNA of Equus quagga, 752 nucleotides long. RefSeq names its product fission, mitochondrial 1 (gene FIS1). Gene Ontology annotation, cellular component: mitochondrial outer membrane; peroxisomal membrane. Gene Ontology annotation, biological process: peroxisome fission; mitochondrial fragmentation involved in apoptotic process; mitochondrial fission. NCBI's taxonomy places the organism in Eukaryota, Metazoa, Chordata, Mammalia, Perissodactyla, Equidae. Gene Ontology annotation, molecular function: protein binding. The transcript has 5 exons. The record is from RefSeq and is a predicted model, not a curated record. Bases 107 to 565 code for a protein of 152 amino acids.
GGGCUCGCUUCCUGUAGAGGCCGGAAGUAGCUCUCCGCCCUGCCAGUGGGCCAUGGAGGCGGUGGCACAGUAGCACCUGAGGUGUGAAGAUUGCGGGGCGGCGGCCAUGGAGGCCGUGCUGAACGAGGUGGUGUCUGUGGACGACUUGCUGAAGUUUGAAAAGAAAUUUCAGUCCGAGAAGGCAGCAGGCCCGGUGUCCAAGAGCACGCAGUUUGAGUAUGCCUGGUGCCUGGUGCGAAGCAAGUACAACGAUGACAUCCGUAAAGGCAUUACACUGCUGGAGGAGCUGCUGCCCAAAGGGAGCAAAGAGGAGCAGCGUGACUAUGUCUUCUAUCUGGCUGUGGGCAACUACCGGCUCAAGGAAUAUGAAAAGGCCCUGAAGUACGUGCGAGGGCUGCUGCAGACUGAGCCCCAGAACAACCAGGCCAAGGAACUGGAGCGGCUCAUUGACAAGGCCAUGAAGAAGGACGGACUAGUGGGCAUGGCCAUCGUUGGAGGCAUGGCCCUGGGCGUAGCGGGACUGGCCGGACUCAUCGGAUUUGCUGUGUCCAAGUCCAAAUCCUGAACGAGACCGCACCUCUGCCUCUGCCCGGGGACAUGUAGGAGCCCGUGGAGGUCACUCGAAGAGGGGCCUGUCCAUUUUCCCUGUCUUCUCCUCCGCCUGUUACUGUCCUCAGCCUCCUCUCCCCUGAUUAGCUCCAAAUCCUGUGCUUUGGGAUGAGUGUAAAUAAAAUUGGGCUUUGUCUUGGGAA